AUGACGCUCUGCGCGGAUCCCAUGGAGCUGGACGAGCAGGAGAAGCAAUUUUGGGCCCAUGCCGGUCCGGUCAAACGGGAACAGGAACCACGACGAGAUGUGAUGCCUCAAACCGAGCAAUCCAAGAGGCAGCGUCUGGCUCCGCAGGACCGGAACAAAGGCAAGGGCAAGGGUACCAAGGGCAAAGGCAAGGGAAAGCAGGGCCUACCAAGUCCAUCCAGUGCCAACCAGGUCACGGGCUACACAAAUGGUUUCGGAAGCCAUCCACCCAAUCCCUGGACACAGACUCAGGACCUGCAGCCACUGGGAAAUCACGAUCCAGACUGGAUGGAGUACAGGAUGAAUCGACUAUCCCAGCUGGUCCUUCGUCAGGAGCAAAUCAUCUCAGCCAUCCGUCAGGAUCUGGUCCUCUACCUCUUUGUACGAUCAGGGCCAGAAGGGAUGGUACCGGUUCUCUGCGAAGCAGCGGAGAAGUGGAGGAAGAUGAAAGAGGAAGAACCCGAGAAGAUUACUUACUCCCUCAAACUCAUGCUCUUCAAGCAGCUGCUCAUCACCCUACACCAGAGGUUGACCAACAUGAUUGCGGACGAGGAUGCUCUCGCCAAAGCCAAGAACCUGAACUGGAUCGACGAUCAGAAACAUUGGAAACAUCUUACAUGGAAUCCUACCAAACAAUGUCUGGAAGUCGACAACUCGGUGAGGCCAAUACCGGCGGAAGAUCUGUUGGCCCAACUGGUUCAGAUGAGGAAGGCUGUUACGGAAGAGACCCUGGUGAGGUUCAAGUCCAUGAGGAAGCUCACCACGGAGGUGACCUCCGACUGGAUUCAAUUCCAGAUCUGCAUGUCCCUUCGCCCAGAGGGAGGAGCCAUGUGGAGCACGCUGAACCAGUGGAUCGGACAAGCAUCGUGGCACACCCUGGGCUGCAGGCUUCGCCGCGAUCGACCGAACUACGACACCCUGGUCCAGGAAGUGUUCUCGCAUAGUGGGUUCAAUGGUGGCUGGGAGGCCCGAAACUUUGUGCCUGGAGGUAUUGCCACUCUUGACAAGGGGCCUACUCAAGCUCCCAUUCCGAUUGCGCUGCCGGUAGGCCCAAGCCUGGAGCUUCAGGCAGCCAUUGAUGGGUGGAGUGCUCAGGUUACAGCUCGUUAUGCACUGCUGACUCCGUCUUCCAUGCUCUGCAUACAACUUCAGCGCUUCACAAACGCCGAGGGAGUCAUGCGCAGGGACACCAGACCGCUGGUUGUGGCCUCGACUACUGUUCGUAUGCCACUCUUUACAGGUCUGCACACAAUGCAAGUUCGCUAUGUCCACUACCAGGUCGUCGCUGUACAGCUUCACUACGGGGCGUUUGGCAAUGCGCUGCCGCCUGCAGAUACGAGGUACAUGGAGCAGCCGAUGAUGCCCAUGGACCAGCAGAUGUACAUGCAGCAGCAGCAGCAGCAGCAGCAGCAGCAGCAGAUGCAGAUGCAGAUGCAGAUGGACCAGCAGCGGUACGUGGAGCAGCACCUUGCUUGCACUUCAAGGUUCCACAGUGUGAAGUCGUCGCUGUAG
Symbiodinium sp. CCMP2592 is the source of this 1551-nucleotide messenger RNA. Lineage: Eukaryota; Dinophyceae; Suessiales; Symbiodiniaceae. The record is from the annotation of a GenBank genome assembly.